UGAUUGUGAUGUUUGUCUAGGAGGGUUAAAUGUGAAGGUCUUCGUUUGUUUGAUAAGUGUUAACGUUAUCAGUGACUAAGAUACGAGACUAUUAAGUUUUAAAUCGUCCAUUGUACAUUAAUAUUGUACUGGUAUUCAUGUAGCGGAAGCUUGGAAGAUUAAGAAUUUGAAAGAAACACAGUAUUACAACGGAAGGAACUGCAAAACAGGAUGCAGGUAGAGACGUUGAUCGAGAAGAGCUGUACGUCAAUCGGCGAGGGUCCCCACUGGGAUGAGCGGACCCAGCAGCUCCUAUACGUGGACAUCAACGAGGGAUGCUUCCACAGGUGGACGGCCGCCACUGGAGUCGAUGAGGUCUACAAGUUCGACAAGUAUUGCACAUUGGUUGUACCAUGCCGGAAGGGAGGCUACCUUGUUUCUGUGGGUCAGUCCAUCUGUCACUUUGACUGGGAUACAAAGAAACUUACCACUCUAGGGACAGUGGACGAGGGGAAGGACACCAGAAUUAAUGAUGGCAAGUGUGACCCCUCCGGCAGACUCUGGUUUGGAACAAUGGGUCUUGAGAAGGUACCAGCAAAGGUUGAGAAGCAUAUGGGUUCCCUUUUCUCCCUGGAGACGGACGGUACCAUCCGGAAGCACAAGGAGGGCGUCUCCAUUUCAAACGGGCUCGCCUGGACAGAGGAUAAUCGAACCAUGUAUUAUAUUGAUUCAAUUCCGCGGAAGGUGUUCGCUUAUGACUUUGACAUCGCUACAGGGACAAUGAGCAACGAGAGAGCGAUUAUAAGCUUCGGCGAUGAGGACAGCAUGGAGAACUUCAAGACACACGGCUUUCCGGAUGGCAUGACAAUCGACACGGAGGGGAAACUGUGGGUGGCAGGCUUUUUUUCAAGCAGCGUCAUGCGGUACGAUCCGGAAACAGGAAAGGAACUAUCCCGCGUUCCGAUUCCAGCAGCACGCUGCACUUCGUGCUGUUUUGGCGGGAAAAACUUCGACGAACUCUUUAUCACGUGUUCCGCAUUCGGCGUCACGGACGAAGAGAAAGAAAAGACGCCCUUGGCGGGGUCGGUGUUCAGGGCUACUGGGUUAGGAGCCCGCGGAAAGCCCGCCCCAGUAUACGAGGGAUAACAAGCUCGUCAAGAUGCACAAUCUUUGAAAAGAAAAUAUUAGCUUUAAUAAGCGUAUAUCAUCACAUAUAUUUUUAGAAACUGUUGGUGCAAACCAGUAUUCACAAUUAUUUUUUUUUAGCAUUCCAUACUAGCAAACUAUAUACUUAUUACUAUUGUAUUAUUGAAAAUUCAAGCUCAUGACAUGCUUUUUAAUGUUCGUAUUUAAAGACUUUCAGUAUUACAAAGCUUCAGGGGCACAUUGUUCGGCUAAAACAGUCCUUUGUAACCCAUGUUUCAUGACAGCCGACCUCAUUUAAAGUUCAGAAUUUUGAAUGCUGUUGCUAAAUAAAUUGGAAAUGAUUGUAAA
Mya arenaria is the source of this 1473-nucleotide messenger RNA. RefSeq names its product regucalcin-like. The transcript has 6 exons. Gene Ontology annotation, molecular function: calcium ion binding; gluconolactonase activity; enzyme regulator activity. The record is from RefSeq and is a predicted model, not a curated record. Gene Ontology annotation, biological process: L-ascorbic acid biosynthetic process. The coding region runs from base 211 to 1125 and encodes 304 amino acids. Lineage: Eukaryota; Metazoa; Mollusca; Bivalvia; Myida; Myidae.